Molecule: messenger RNA, 1814 nt
Organism: Trichobilharzia szidati
Lineage: Eukaryota; Metazoa; Platyhelminthes; Trematoda; Strigeidida; Schistosomatidae
Source: the annotation of a GenBank genome assembly
CUUGAAAUCCGGGAGCAUAUUCAAAAAUUUCACAUGUCUUCGAACUAUAAUUCACUCAAAAUAGUUUGACAGUAUUUGGAUUCAAUUUCAAACCACUUGGUGUUUGGUAUAGUACAAAACUUGGGUUUGCAUUUUUACACUCUCAUCUCAUCUCUGAUGAUUUAUCUGGCCUCAUUUUCAUAGCGUAUCAAGAUCUAAAUGGAAGAAAUGCAAAUUUAUCGGGAUUAUUCAUUUUGAAGAACAUUAUUUCACAUUUUACGAACAUUUUGUCCAAGUCAUAAUCAACAAUUUUGUAAAAAAAAAUAUGAAUCAUAAACAAAGGCAUUACAAUAACGAAGAGUUUGAUCAAUGUACAAAUAAUGCAAAAGACAGUUUACUUAUGUCUGUGAAAGAUGCACAAGCGAAAGCAACACAAUCACAGAUGAAGGAACAAUCACUGCUAACGCCACCGACACCAAUACCUCCACCAGCUCAAUUACUAUCAUCAUCAACAACGACGUUAACUGGAACAAAUCUUGAACUGAACAAUAAAAGAAAAGACUUGAAAACAAGAAUCAGUGUUAUACUUCAUGCUAAAUUAUUUCAUUUAAUCAUUGUAAUAUUAUGUGCAUUAGAUGGUCUAUUGGUGAUAUGCAUGUUACUAUUGGAGAUUGAAUCACUUAAAUUAAAGCCAAGUCCAUUCCGAUCUCGUUUAAUUCUAACCUCAUUUAUAUUUGAAUGUACAAGUUUUGCAAUUGUGACAUUAUUUCUUAUUGAAAUACCAAUUAAACUAUGGGCAUUUGGAGCUAGAUUUUAUUGUCACCAAUGGAUUGAAAUGUUAGAUGCAUUUGUAUGUAUUGUUAGUUUUGCUGUAGACACUUAUAAUAUUCAUCGACAUGUAACACAUUCUAAAGAUACUGAUGAACAUUAUAAACCACAUGGGGUUAGUGGGACAAAUGAUCAUUUAGUGAAUAAAAGUGUACAAGCUACAAUUGCUGAUGCUGCUGGUCUACUUGUCCUGUUUCGAUUAUGGCGUGUUAUACGUAUUGUAAAUGCUAUUGUUGUCUCUGUGACUGCUACUCAUGAAAGAACAGUAAAAUGUUUAAAAGCAGCACAAACUGUCUCACAAAAACGUAUUGAACAGUUGGAACAAUUACUACAAGAGAAUAACAUACCAAUCCCACCUUUAUCUCCUAAAAGUCAGUCUAUAUUAAUGAAGAAAACUUAAAAGUUAAGUCUAGUUGUGUCGUCGUUUAUUUCUUGUAAUAAUGUGCAUUUACGCUGCUAAAAAUUUGGAUUGUUUUUUUGUCCAGUUUCUAGUGAUCAUUUUAGUCUUUAUUUUCUUUAGUAAACUACUUAGUCUUGUAUUUCAGUAGUAUAAAAUCAUUUGUAAAAAACCUGUUAUUCGUUUCAAUUAGAAUUAUUCAUUUUUAAGUAGAUUUUAAUUUACUAUUUAUUUACUUAGUCUUUCAUAAUCACUUUUCAUUUUUAUUUAUUUAUUCAUUUAUUUAUUCACUUGUCAUUUACAAGAAAUCUGUGAUCUAGUUGCAUUUCAGUUGUUUCAAAUGAAUGAGUAUCUUUCAUGAUAUAAGAGACUCUUCACUUACUAUUAUCUCAUCGCAUCAUAACAAAUUUUUGUUUCCUCAAUGUAUAAAGACAUACAUACAUAUAUAAGUUCUGCUACUGCUGCUGCUGCCAUUAUUGCUUAAAGCUUUGAGCAAUAUUCAUUUAUACAUACACUUGUCAACGUUUCAUUUUUCCCUUGUGAAUAAUUCAUCUAUGUUUAUGUAGUAAUUCAGUUAUUGAACUCAUCAAUAAUAGAUUUUAUUUUCAGC